CUACGAACACAGUCGGAAGUCAGAAUCGAUUUAUCGAUGAAAUCGACGUGUACUGUGUGCGCUAGCGUAAGGGGCAACGCUUCUCACAUCCCUACCGAAACACACCGAAACCCACAGCAAGCGUCUCCUUCCCCUUCUUUCAACGUAUGGUGGCGGGAAUUCGGCGCCCUUGUUUUCCACCCUUAAACCAUUCAUCAGCUGGGAGAGUGUGAUGAGAGUGGACAGAACGUGCGUUUUUUUCUCCAACACAUACACACACAGACACACACAUACACGUGCGCAGAGUGAAAAAGCAUGGACGGGGUGGUAGCAUACGCGUUGCCAAAGGGACCAGUUUACUGACGGAUGCACAGCCACCGUUCGAAGCGGUCGCACAUGCGUUUUGUCGUUCGCACCGUUCAGACGUGUCUGCGCCCGCGGAAGUGACAGCAGUGUACGAACAGUGACCCACGAAAACAUCGCCACCAGAAUACAUCGAUCCGGCACGCGCCGUACGCAUCAUCCAAAGCUCGGGAUACGGUGUUUGAUUUCGUGUAUGUUGAAAAAUAUUGUACGAAAUCGAUCGGAAAAUGGUGAACACCGUGCUAUGAAAGAUAUGCCCAACCCAAGAUUGUGUGUUUCAAUAUUUCAUAUUUCGAAUCGUUUCUUUGUGCGUGCGUGAGAAAAGUGUACGUGCAAAUUUUAUGUGCAACUCCGUGUCGAAGCUUCCGAACAGCCCAAACGCAAACCUCAAUGACCAUAUCGUAGGUAGCUAGUGAAAAUUUGAGGCACCCGAAAACGACUUCCGAUCUGAAGUGAGCAAACACACACGUGACCAACUGCAAACAUGCUGGAGUUUUACCAUAAUCUCAACAUUAACACCGGUCUGCCUCCUGCGGCACCAAAUGCCGACACUAAUUUAAAGGAUAAUAAUAGCAUGCUGGACGGUAACGAACGGGCAGAUAUCGUCGGUACAAUCAAGAGCGAAAAGACGCAGGAAAUAUGUGAAGGAUGUGGACAGAAGAUUAAGGAUCGCUACUUCAUGAAGCUCUCCCCGGACCAGUUCUGGCACGAGCAGUGCCUUCUCUGCUGUAUAUGCCGCAUACAGCUCAGCCAAACGUGCUACACCAAAAACACCAAGGUCUAUUGCAAGGAUGAUUAUUAUAGGAUUUUCGGUGUGUCAUCCGUGCAUCAGCAGAACCAGCAGCACCACCAGCAGCAUGGUCAGCAGCAUGGUCAGCAGCAGCAACACCAGCGCGACUGUUACGGCUGUGGCGAACGUAUCGCGCCGAGCGAGAUGGUGAUGCGAGCGAAACAUCUCGUCUACCAUCUGCACUGCUUCCUGUGCUACACCUGCAACCGGCCGCUCCAGAAAGGCGAACCGUUCUCCAUCCGUGCCGGCAAGCUCAUCUGUCAGCAUGAUCUGGAGAAAGAUUUCUACGGUUCCGCGGCCGCAGCAGCGGCAGCUGCGGCUGCAGCGGCAGCGGCCGCCAUGCAUCACCACCACGGUGGUGCUGGAGCGGGACUGGGGCCACAUCUGCCACCGGCCGCCCACCUCUACGGGGACGGCGAUGACUACCUGCUCGACGACGGACUGCGAACGCGGGACGGACGACGCGGACCGAAGCGUCCGCGCACGAUCCUCACCUCGGCCCAGCGCCGCCAGUUUAAGGCGUCGUUCGACGUGUCGCCCAAACCGUGCCGCAAGGUCAGGGAGGCGCUAGCAAAGGACACCGGCCUGUCGGUACGAGUCGUGCAGGUGUGGUUCCAGAACCAGCGCGCCAAGAUGAAGAAGAUCUCGCGCAAAUCCAAAGCGAACGCCAACGGUGCGACCGACGGCGAGAAAAACCAUUCGGACAAGGAGGACAAAUCAAUCAAGCUGGAAUCGCCGAGCAGCGACCACAGCCACUAUCUCGGGCUGGACAGCUCGUACAGCUCCUCCAGCCAACCGUUGAAUCCAAACCUGCCCUACUCGCCCGACUUUCCCGACAAUUCCGAUGCCAGCCUGUGCAGUUCGGACAUUUCGCUCGACGAAAGCUUCGACAACGUGGACGAGGCAACGUCCGACACGAUGUCGCUGCAAAACCUGGACCUACAGCCCAACCUGCAUAGCAACGGAGUGAUGGGGGGUGGUGGAGGAGGCCAGGGCCCCACCUGUUCCGGUCCCGGGCUGCACGGCGGUGGUCCACAGCAACUAGUCAAUCACAACAACAACACGAUCGGCUCGAUGAUGGCGUCGAACAUGGCGGGCAGCAUUACGCACAUCGAUAAGCUCUACCUGAUGCAAAACUCCUACUUCAACUCGGCGCAGAUCGAACAGUGACUGGGGCGGGAUGGUUCUAUUGCCGCAUCAGCAGUUGGUAGAUGAAUUAGCACACCGAAACUAGUCAAUCGAUCGGAAGCAACAUAAAAAAAAAUCGGACAAUUUCCAGGCUAACAAUGAGAAUGACUUCAAAGUCAGCUACUUGUAGACAACAGAACUGCUGCUUUCGGAACGGAUUUCUUUCUUUAUGAGAUUGGUAGGUUUUAGUAAUUUAUUGUUGUUACGGAGUUUUAAUUUCCCUUCCCGAAAGCUCAGUUCAAAGACAAAUAGAAGCAUUUCACAAUGACAGUCAUCGAUGGCUAUUAAACAUCCCGCAAUGAAGCUAAACUGAAUCCUAACAGCGCAAUUGUGAAAUAUGUAAAAAAAGACAAAAACAAUAUUUCAAAAAAAAACUGCUUGAUUGUUUACUUUGUAUUACUUAUCGAUGACGUAUUUGUUUGAAAAAUGUUGCAGGUAAGCUCUUAAGUGUGUAAUAUAUAUUCAAAGGCUUAGCGUGGUCAUCUG
Messenger RNA from Anopheles gambiae (African malaria mosquito), 2806 nucleotides. It is a transcript of the gene Lmx1a, whose product is annotated as LIM homeobox transcription factor 1-beta. Gene Ontology annotation, cellular component: nucleus. Gene Ontology annotation, biological process: regulation of transcription by RNA polymerase II; neuron differentiation. The transcript is spliced from 4 exons. NCBI's taxonomy places the organism in Eukaryota, Metazoa, Arthropoda, Insecta, Diptera, Culicidae. Gene Ontology annotation, molecular function: RNA polymerase II transcription regulatory region sequence-specific DNA binding; DNA-binding transcription factor activity, RNA polymerase II-specific. The coding region runs from base 827 to 2302 and encodes 491 amino acids. The record is from RefSeq and is a predicted model, not a curated record.